Molecule: messenger RNA, 1122 nt
Organism: Prunus armeniaca (apricot)
Lineage: Eukaryota; Viridiplantae; Streptophyta; Magnoliopsida; Rosales; Rosaceae
Source: the annotation of a GenBank genome assembly
AUGUCUGUCGCUGGCUAUUUCACCAAGAUGAAGGGGUUGUGGGAUGAAUUGGCUUCCUACAACGAUUCGCCGACAUGUUCAUGUGGUGCUAUAAAGAAGCAUCAUGAAAAAGAGGAACGCAAUGCCCUCAUGCAAUUCCUGAUGGGUUUAAAUGAAUCCUAUAGUGCGGUAAGGGGGCAGAUUUUACUCAUGAAUCCUUUACCAAGCCUUCGUAGAGCAUAUGCGUUGGUUUCGCAAGAGGAAAAACAGAGAGAAUUAGGUUCUGCACGGGUUGUAGCUGAAAGUGCAGCGAUGGUGGUGCGAUCCAGUCAGCAACAACAACGGGCCAACAAUAAUCAACGGCCUAACAUUAGCCAACAACAUCAGCAGUCCAGGCCCAAUCAGUUGCUACACAACUCCAGUUUCAGCCAACAAUCGCUGCUUUGUUCUCAUUGUGGGGACACAAACCAUGUUGUUGAAACCUGUUGGAAAUUGCAUGGCUAUCCUUCAUGGCAUAGACUACACAAAUCAGGAGGAGGCAAUCACAACUCAAAAGGAGGUGGGGGCCGCAACAAAUCUUCUUCAGCAAACCAUGUGGAUGCAAAUCCUAGUUUUUAUGAUGUGAAAGCCGUGAUGCCCAACCUCACCAAUCAACAAUAUAAGCAAAUAUGUUCAGUCCUGAAAGAGAAGGAAAGUGAUUCACAACCUGAUUCCCAAGCAAAUAUUGCCGGUUCAAGUUUGUUUAAAAAUUGCUCUACAACACUUAAUUGGAUUAUUGACAGCGGGGCGACGGAUCAUAUCACAUCUUCCCCUCAUUUGCUCACAAAUGUGAAGCAUUCCACCAUGCCACCCGUAAAGUUACCAAGCGGAGACCAGGCUCCAAUUACUGCAACUGGCACUUUGCCAAUAAAUUCAUAUUUAUUUUUGAAAGAUGUGUUGGGGGUUCCCACAUUCAAAGUUGACUUGAUGUCUGUGAGUAAGAUUACAGAGGAUUUAACUUGUUCAGUAACUUUCUUUCCACAAUGGUGUGUUUUGCUGGAUUUGGCUACGAGGAGGACGAUUGGUCUGGGUAAGCGACGUGGAGGCUUGUACUAUUUAGGGCUCGUUUGGGAGUGCUUUUGGAGCAGCGAAAAGUGCUUCUAA